AUAACCCAGUUGGGGUAUCAACACUACGCGUUCAGUAUUCUUUCGUCCUUCUAGGGUGGAAAUAACCGGGCUUAAUGAAGCGGAAGUUCUCUUGUGAGUGCAACAGUUAUGUGAAAUAAUUUUUCAAUCACCUCUAGUUCAAUCUCAAGUCAAUGUUUUUGGUGAAUUUCAAUGAAAGCUUUGAAAAAUGGUGUGCUCUUUCAAGCUUCGACGUCAUACAAUAUAUUGAAAUAUCUAAUAAAAUACUCAACCUUUGAUUACAACAAUAUUAGAAGAACUCAAUUACUUUGACAAUAUUCUCCAAUCGAUGAACUGCGUAUGACAUAAAUAAUCAUAAAUCAUGAAGUAUUUGAAGAUCGCCGUUUUUAUUUUCAAUCUUCUAAUAUGGUUGACUGGAUUUAUGGUGAUCGUGAUGGGCACUUGGUUAAUGUUUGACCCAAGUAGUGAACAUUUGUUAAAUCUAUUUGUCAAAAGUUUAUCGCCUCAUCAUACUGUUCAAGUUUUGUCUUAUAUUUUACUGGGUGGUGGAAUAGUUGUCUUGAUAGUAGGUUUUCUUGGAUGUUGUGCACCCCUCCAUGGAAGUCAAUGCAUUCUAGCUGUCUAUAUUGCAAUGUUAGUGGGAUUAAUAAUACCAGAAUUAGUAACUGCAGCCGUUGGUGGUUUUUUAUCUUACCGAGCACUUUCUGGAUUAGAAAAUAGACUAUUAGAGCGAUUAGGUGAUCAUUAUGGUCACGACUUAACGAGUGAUCUUCCUUUUACUCAUAGUCUUGAUUUCGCUCAAUAUAAGUUCAAUUGCUGCGGAAUUUAUGGUGAUAAUGAUUACAAUGGAACUGCAUGGUGGAGGGAUGGCAAGUUGUCUGGGUUGAGAAGGAAUGUUCCUCUUACGUGUUGUGUACUCAAAAACCACGAGUCCAAAAAUGUUGGCAGUCCAAUGAGUGUUGUGUCGAGAGUUUUUCACAAAGAUUACGAAAAACCAUGGUUACAUCCACAGCCAAAAGAUGAAGCUGCUUGCCAAGCUGGUGAGGUUGAAGCACAUAAAGAGUAUCGAAAUAAAGAAGGGUGCCUCGAACGAGCUACUGAGUGGCUGCGCAAUGAAAGUUUAAAAUUGGUUUUUCUUGGCAUAGGGAUGGCUGUAAUUCAGACUUUUGGAAUAAUAACUGCAACGAUUCUCUGUCAAACAUUUCGAAACAGAGAAGCUGAAACCAACUAAUGUACUGCCGUUUUUGUUAAAAUGCAUUGUUGAUAGCUGUAGAUAGAUAGGAAAUUCAUCUUUGUGUGUAUUUGCAAUUGUGUAAAAUUCAUUAAUACACAUGUACUCGCAAAUAGAUUGUGAUCAAUAGAGCCAAAUCAGUAUGAGUGAGUUUAAUAUGUGUGACAACAAAACUAUUAAAAUGUCUAUCAUGCAGUUUGUAUCUUUUUUAUUCUAUUUUAAACAUAUUCAUUUUUAAUUAUAUUUAUUAUUUUUCAUAAUUGAUAGUUAUUAAUUGCUCAGGUCAACACUUUAUUUGGUGCACUAAAAAAUUUAAAUUGUUUUGAGGUUAAUGGAGUUGUUAAUAUAGUAGUUGGUGAUUAAAAUAUGAAAGUAAUGUAAAAAAAGAAGAAAAUGUGAUGCUAUAAUUAAUUCAAAUGCAAAAUUACAUAAUUACAUUUGUUUUCUAUAAUGAUAAAAAAUAAUAAUUUUAUUCUAUUAGCAAGUGUUAACUUUUGUAUAUUAUGUAAAUUGCACGAAUCGUUAUUAAUAUUAUAAAUGAGUUUAAUUAUUGAUUAUUGUUGGAAUAAUUGAAUUGUUCCAAUUAUUAUGCAGUGUUGGAUUGAACAAAAAGAAUAAUUACUUUUGUUUAUUACUCGAUAAAGUAUUUAAAAUAUUG
This is a messenger RNA of Chelonus insularis, 1868 nucleotides long. RefSeq names its product CD9 antigen-like. Bases 341 to 1210 code for a protein of 289 amino acids. The transcript has 9 exons. Lineage: Eukaryota; Metazoa; Arthropoda; Insecta; Hymenoptera; Braconidae. Gene Ontology annotation, cellular component: plasma membrane. The record is from RefSeq and is a predicted model, not a curated record.